Molecule: messenger RNA, 935 nt
Organism: Saprolegnia diclina VS20
Lineage: Eukaryota; Oomycota; Saprolegniomycetes; Saprolegniales; Saprolegniaceae
Exons: 3
Coding region: 64-870 (268 amino acids)
Source: RefSeq, a predicted model, not a curated record
UUGGAAUCCAAGAGUCGUUGUCCUUGGAGCUUCAUUUUGAAUCUUGACACUUGAGACCCAAGCAUGAAGUUUGACCGCUUGACGUCACCCAUUGACGGCGACUACGAGAUCGAGAUGACCGACGAGGCGCCGCCGCAGCGCAAGCGACACCGCGCCAUCCUGAUUGGCUGCCUCGCUGCCGUGUAUCUGGCAAUGACGGGAACCAUUAUCUACCUUGCUGCGAGCAAAUUUUCGAAGGCGUCGUCCAUGCCCGUGAUCCUCAUGGUCGGCGAUUCCAUCACCGAGUACGCCGCGAACGUCAACAUGCACGGCUUUCAGGCGUCGCUGGCCCACGACUAUAUUCGACACGCCGACGUUGUCAACCGGGGCCGGGCCGGUUGGUCGACCCAGAAUUGGCGCCCAAAGAUCCCAGCGCUGAUCCGCGAGUGGGAAGCCCGAUCGCCGAUCCUUGUCACGAUUGCGCUCGGCACCAACGAUGCAUCCCUCCCGAAUGCAACGGGGCUCUACGUACCACCGAACAAGUACAAGGCCAACCUCGAGAGCAUGGUGGCGGGCCUCAGCAGCGCCUUUCCGUCGACAAAAUUCCUCCUUGUGACGCCGGGUGUCGCGGACGACGACUCGGCCAUGGGCCAGCUGCACCGCAACGACCGCCAGGGAACGUACGCGGCGCUGUGCAAAGAAGUAGGCGACAAAAUGAAGAUUCCAGUUCUCGAUCUGUGGACGCCACUGCAAGGCAAGCAAAAGUCCGUCCUUAGCGACGGCCUCCACCUCAAUCAAGCUGGCAACGAGUUUGUCUACGACCAAAUCAAGAACGCGAUCGCAACAUCGUAUCCGCAGCUGCGACCCAGCGCGUUGCCCGAGCGGUCCUAAUGUCCAUAACGUAUAAUUCUAUUUACAAAAAACACGUUUACGCGCAGCUCGUCGCGACGCACGCA